This is a messenger RNA of Peronospora matthiolae, 384 nucleotides long. The record is from the annotation of a GenBank genome assembly. Lineage: Eukaryota; Oomycota; Peronosporomycetes; Peronosporales; Peronosporaceae.
AUGGCUGUUCUGGCUGCUGUAUUCGCUUCCAGCGAUGCAUUCCCGAGUGCUGUCGACUCAAAGCCCGUUCUCAAGGAUGACGCCUCUUUCGUCAAUCGCGAGACGAAUGGCCUCUUCAAUAAUGCAGAUGAGCAGAUGACUUUGAAAGUCAUUGUUACUUCGGAUGGAGAUUUGGAGGAGGAGAGAGGUGGCACUACUUCACUUGUAGCUGAAGGAGCGAGAUUGUUCAGCACAAAGUUUAGGCAAUCGUUCGGGCGUGCCAAAGACUCAGUCUCGACCCUCGCUGCAACGCAACUGGCACGCCAUGAAAAGCUCCCGGUGUCGGUGCUAACUUUUGUAUGGACAAGCUGCCUGAACCUGCCAAGUCCAAGAUCGCGGUGUUAA